AGAAAAUAUAAAUCUUUGGUCAAUUUCUGUAUAUAAUUUUUUACCAGAUAUGAAAUUAUUAGUCUUAGCAACUACAAAAUAUGGUACAAUGACUAGUCAUUUAAUUGAUUUGAAAACAAGUGUACUUCCAGCUUUCCCACCUCAUUCAGAUAAAUAUUUAUCACUCCUUAUUGGAAAUACAGCAAUGGUUAUUUGUCAUUUACCAUUGUCACAACCAUCAUUACCUACAGUAUACUUUUAUCAUAACAAUAUAAGAUUAGAUUUAACACAAACUGACAGAUAUCGUUUAAUUUAUAUGGGUGGUGAUGAUUCUGGUUUACCAUGGGAAAUACAUUCACAGAAACCUCAUUUUAGACAAGAACAUUUAAAGAAAUACAAACCAAGUGCUGUUAUCUUGCUUAUUCAUUCACUUCAACUUACUGACACUGGACAGUAUUAUUGUUCAGUAAGUUUAUUCGAUAAAACAAUUUCAUCAAAUCAAAGAACUCAUCUGGUUGUGACAAAACCAAAUGAAAAAAUUUGGACCCAUUUAAAAUUUUCAUCAGAUGAUUCUGAUUUAUCCUAUUUGUAUAAUACAGAUAAUGAAAUCAAUCCAAAUACAUUAACAAUACACAAUAAUAAUAAUAAUAAUAAUAAUAAUAAUAAUAAUAAUAAUAAAGAUUCAUUAAAUACAAUUAAAGAAAUCAAAAUUAAUGAAAAUACAAAUUUAACAUUAUUUUGUAUAUUUGAAAGUGCCCCAGUUGUUUCAACACGUUGGUAUUAUGAUGGAUUUAUGGAAAAUAUUGAAAUUAAUCAAAAAUUUGGUGUAUUAAUCAUUAAAUACGCUAGACUGGAAAAUGAAGGUAUUUACACUUGUUCAGUGGAUAAUUCUCAUUCGAAGCUUAUUGGAAAAUCUUUUCGUAUUAUAGUAAAAAGAUCACCAAUAACCAGUUCAUUAAACCCAAAAGUAAUUAUUACUGAAAGUGGAAAACAAGUUACUUUAAAUUGUAAUAAUAAUAAUACAUUACAAAAAAAUAAUAUAAUUAAUAAGCAUAAAAUACCAUUUCCAAUGUUACCAACACUUGAUGAAUGGAAUAAAUGGGAUUACAAUAGACAUAUUAAUCAUUCAAAAUAUCCUAUGCAAAAACGAUAUAACAAUAAGAAAUUAAACUAUUCACCAUAUAUGAAUCAAUGGAUUCAUAAUGGUCAAUUUAUUACAAUGAAUGAAGUGAAAAAUAAUAACUACCAAUUUGAAGAUGGAUUAUUGAAAAUAUUAAAAAUUACAAAAUCAGAUACCGGUAUCUAUCAGUAUAUGAAAAGUAAUCGGUAUACCAAUGGUAUUGAUGAUAAUCCUAAUGAAAAUGAAUAUGAUAGAGAAUCAGUCAACUGUAAAUUUUAUAUACAAUUAAACGAUGAAAAGUUUGUUCAUAACGAAACUGAUGAACAAAUCAAAACAAUAUAUGAACAUACUGCUGAAGGUUUAACUGGUCAUUUAAAUUGUAAUCUAUCAUCAUUACUUUUAACUGAAGAUUAUCAAAAUAUCAAUCAAUUAAAUAAUCAAUAUCAAUGGUCAAUUUUAUGGUAUCGUAGUGUAACAUCAAAUGAACCACUUAACAUUGAAUCAGUUAAUAAAGCAUCUGGUGGGAUUAAAUAUAUUAUUAGUAAUGUAAAUGAAUAUACACAAAUACUCAGUAUAGUUAAUCCUAGAAAAAUUUUUGAUGAUGGUCAAUAUAUUUGUAGAGUUUACAAUACAACAACUGGAAAACUUUUAGGUGAGCGACGAUUUCAACUAAUAAUUGAAUCAAACAAUGAUGAAGAUACACAUAAAAAUCUUAUAAAACAUGAAUCAUUUAUGGCUAAAUCAUUAUCAUCUAUUUCAUCAGAAAUUCAAAGUAAAUAUGAAUUACCUAUUAAAAGAAAUGAAAAUGAAUUAAUUUUAAAACAAACUAUUCAUAAUGAAAAACCACAAAUCAAAGUAUCACGACCGAUUGUGAAACGAUUGGCAAAUUUUACAAUGGCUGUACAUAUAAAAUGGACAGUUUAUAAUAGUCCAAUUAAAGAAUUACAUUAUCAGUUAGGUAUAAAACAUUUAGGAAAUAUUCGUCAAGCUAAAUCUGUAAUGACAUAUUCAAAUGAAUACAUAAAUUUAAAGAACAAAUCGAAUACAGAGGAAUUUUCAGUUCUACCAAAUAUUUAUGAUAAUUCAAGUAUUAUAUUUGAUUCACGUGAUCUUUUUCAACCACAAAACUCUUACAGCUUGCGUGUACUGGUUUUAGAACACCAACUAUGGAGCCCUUGGACAGAACCAGUGAAUUUUGAUAAUAUGCUUGAUACUAAUUUACAAAUUAUAUCAAUUGUAGCUAAUAAUAAUACAUGUCUCUAUAUUGAAUGGAUUUAUAUACAAUCAAGAAAUAAUUCAUAUACAUCAAUGGAUAUAACUAAUUUUAAAGAUAUAACAUUCAUUAUAAUCUAUCGUAAUUUAUCUGAGUAUCCAAUUGAAAGAAAAUCAUUAUUAGAAAUAUGGACUAAAUUUAUAUUAAAUGAUGCAAAACAAUUUCCGAUUGAUUUAUCUAAAAUCAAUCAAUUAGGUGAUUUAUAUAUACGUCGAAUAAAUGGAGAUAGUUCAUUGAAAGGAUAUUUACUUGAUGGAUUACAAUCUAAUGUUACAUAUGCAGUAUCUGUUUAUAUUGAAGUUACAAAAAUUUAUCAUUAUCAACAUCAAAAAUAUUUUACUCGUUUAAGUAAUGAAGCUGUUCAAAAAACUUUACCAAAUAUUAUUUCAUCAUUAAAUAAUGAAAAUAAUUUUCUUGCAAAUAAUUCAACUAAUGAAAAUGUAAAUAAAUUGGCGGAUUCAUUUGUUCAAUCAACAUCAAAUAUAAAGUCUAAAAUGACAGGACAAGUUGGCAAUAAAAAUGAUUUAACUGGUAAAUUAACUAAAAGUUAUCAACAUGACAGUUAUGUUUUAAUUGUAAUACUUGGUUCACUCGCUGGUGUAUUACUAAUUAUAUUCAUUGCACUAAUCACAUUUUGUAUAUGGUAUCGAUUACAUUUGAAAUCUCGAUAUCCUAGAGGCUAUUUUGGUGGCUUCAGUGAUUCACAAUUAACUGAAACUCCAAAGCAAAGAACAAUCAAUGAAUGGGAAAACUUUCAAUCUCAACCAAUUUCAACAACUGAUAAUCAUCAAACAUUUCCACGUACUGUAGGUAAUCUUCAUCUACAAUCUUUAGGUGAUAAACAAAAUCUGGUUACAGAUUUGAAUAAUUUUGCUACAUUACAACAUCCAACACAGUGGAUACAACAGUCUCAAGUACCAUGUGAAAGAAAUUGUAGGAAAUCUAUGGUUCUUGAUGAAACACUGAAGACAUAUUGGCCAAUUAUAAAUUCUAACGAAGCACAAGUAGCAUUUAUGAAAAAUAAUCAUGAAAACGUAAUACAUGGUUCUCCAUUACUUCCAAUUUACAAAGAUUAUUUACUGAAACAGGCAAAGCAUCCAUCAAUUAAUGGUACCUUCUCAGAUGGUCAAGAAGGCAAUCAAAUUGGGAGUUUAGAUGGAAUAUUUCAAGAUAUCACUGUUGGAGAGCAGUUCACUAGUGCAAACAAACUUUCAAACAAGGAUAAUCAACUUACAAAUGACCAGUCUUCAUCUAUCUAUUCACAUAUUGAUUCGGAUUCAACUGUCAAUGAAUUAUCACAGUUUCACUUGGAUAAAUUCAAUUCAACUUUAUCUCCUACAACACCAUCUGAUUAUUCAGGAAUUGGUAAAAAUAUUUUAAAUUCUUUACAAAAUAACAACAAUAACAAUAUGAAUAAUAGAAAAGAAAUUUCAUGUGAUUUCUCACAGCCAACUAGUUUAUCAUACACUGCCAAUUCAAUCUAUCCAUUUAUCAUUAAACCAGAUGAUCUUGUCAGUUUACCUUUAAUAGGACAUCAAGGUAAGCAAUUAUAUGCAAUAAUAUAUCAAUGAGAUUAUAAUUUAUGGAUGAUGUUUGAAUGACGUUCGACUGACCUUGAGAGUGUCCACCUAAUAGCUAGGACCAAAUGAGAAUUAUAAACCAAUGUGAGGAAUUAGAAUUAUGAUUUACAAUUGAUGGUUAAAGUUAGGAAAUACAUUUAGGGUUUUCAUCACGAACUGAUAUCAGCUGUAAUCUUAAAACUUUAUUUAAGCAAAUGGAUGAGUGAAUUUUGCGCCAAAAUUCGAGACCUAUUAUCUUUUACCUGAUUGGUUCAUCCAUCAGCUAUAGUCUUUCCACAUAUCUAUAAAGUUGAAUAAUUCCUUUGAAACGCACCAAAAAAAAAUGAAAAAAAGAAAAACUAACUCAAAAAGAAACAAUUUUUUAAUAGAAGAAAAGUUCUCUAAUUUAAUCAUCUAUUAAUGAUGUAAAAUUAAUUGAAAUAUCAUAUGGAGUUAUUGUUCUACAUAGAAUAGUAAUGUAUAUAUCAUUAUGACUUGUUCUAUAUGUAUCGAUUGAUAGUUCAGUCAAUUUUUAAACUUCCUUUUAGUUGCUUUUAUUAUCGAUAAAGUAAUUCCUUAUCAUAUUUUUUUCUAAAACAAAACUUUGAAAAUUGAUAUACUAAGGUAAUAAUUUAGUAAGUCUGUAUCUGACUCCACUUAGUUCAUAUGCUGAUUGUCAUCGAAAUCAUACAUCCUAGCUGUUUUUGUGUAUAAUCAUCGAGUUAACUCACAUUAGUAAAUAAGAGGAUUAAGUAAGUCAAAUAUAAGGAUGAAUUUUGAAUAUGUAUAUUUCAUACAAUCGUUAAUCCAGAGAGAUGAUCACAGAAACGAAGGGAAGAGGAGAGAAAGAAGCGAAAUAAAAUGAUGCGCAGUACAGAAGGUGAAUGAGACAAGUCGAUAUUUAUAGUCAAACAAAAAUAGGUUACAGACUUAUGAUGAACAGUGUAAGUAAAUAACACACAUAUGAUCAUAUCAAUACAGUUAGGCUUAAUAAGCGAAUAAAUGGUAAGGUCAAUAAAUGGCUUGAGAAGAAUGAAUAAAUUGGUCUUUCCAGAAGCUAGAAUAACCUAUGUGGGCUUGACAUAGGUACCAGCCACUACAAUAUUAAUUUGUUUUAGUUACUCAAUGGUAAAUCAGUAGUUUAAAAAUUAUGAGUAUGGGAUUGUGGAGAUUAUCAAGUUUUUGAUUGAGAUCAUGAACCGGUUAAUGUUAGACUAUCGUUGAAAACCUGGAAGUAUUGAAGGGACUCUUCGUUAGAUGACAGCUCAGUGGUCUAUAGGUCAAACGUUCACGCACGAGAUCCCGCUAGCCGGAUCGUGGAUGAGUAAACCUUUUUCACAAACGCACCUAAAUAGGUUAUGAAACUAAUAGGCAUAAUGAUAUGUUAAAACAAAUAAGAAAACAGAUAACUUAUUGAGAUAUGUUAAUGUUAGAAACAGAUAACCAAGAUAUUCAAGUAGGCCGCCUUUUUAAUUGAAUUUCAUACAAUUAUCUGUUUGAAUAAAUGUCCGUAAAGUACACAUAACAAAUCUUGUGGGACAAAUUGAAUUCAUUUCAUCUUCUAUCCUUUAAAUCUUCCAUGUAAUCAAUAAAUUGUUCAAGUGAAUAAAAUGUUUCACAGAUAUA
Messenger RNA from Schistosoma spindalis, 5557 nucleotides. The record is from the annotation of a GenBank genome assembly. Lineage: Eukaryota; Metazoa; Platyhelminthes; Trematoda; Strigeidida; Schistosomatidae.